UGUAUCUACCGCAACGUUGGGCCUAGUCAGGCCUAACCCUCCCGAGAACGUAGAAUCCAUCCCCAGUCUUCCCUGAUUUGCUUACCCAAAGCCACUCAGAUACAUGCAACAACCCAGAUCCCUUGAAAGACAGAAGGGUUGAGUGGAAAAGGGAAGGUCAUCUGCUCAGCCUUGGACUUUAUAGGGAUGCUGUUUGUGACUUCAGGGUGCUAGAAGCCCAGCGGAGGAGAGGGGGAAGUCCAUCUGCUUCCCACCCAGUGCUGCCUGGGACUUGAUGCGUUGGAAGCACGUGAUCCGCCUCCUGCUACCCCAGCAGUGGACCUGACUUCGGAUGCGGCUGGCUCUCAGAGCGUUCAGGACUCUGCAGGAGGUGACGCACGUUCAUGGGACAAGCAGGGGCCUGGUGAGUUUCUGCACAACACCUGGCCUUGGGGUAUCUCCCCCUGGGCUCCGCCUUUUAACACAUACGGAUGGCACCCGGCCUCCUUUGGCUCCACACCCCCAUAUGGGGCGUGUUCUCAGGUUUGGCAGGGGGUGGCUUCACCCGCACCCACAGCACCGCCCGCAGUUCCUAGUCUCAUGGGUGAUGCAUCGGUAGCACAGGUUCCAUACCUGCCAUGUGACACCUCUCUGCCUCUGGGUGACCAUUUGUUGCCCACGGUCAAGGAGCGCAUCUGGCAUGGUGAGUUUGUGGACAUAUUUCAAUUGCUCUUCAGGGAGCCCGAACCCGUCCUAAAGGAAGGGGAACAAAAAAGAGAGGAAGUGAAAUCAAAGUGGAAGCCAGUAGAACAUAAUUGGGCCAAUUGGCUGUCUGGCUAUACUGUCUACAUGGGUGUUAUGCUCCAGGUCCACACCUCGAAAGGCCCAGCUUUAGUGAAGUACCUGGAUAUAAUACAUAGGGGUUACAUGGAUUUCAUGGGCAACGCUUGGGAGUGCUAUGACCGCUCUUUUCGGCUUCGAGCAUCCCUGAACCCGGCUAUUCCGUGGGACAGGCAACACCAGGAGCUCUGGCUUCUCAUUAUGACGCCCUCCAGGCCCAUUCAAGGUGAACGCGCAGACAGCAGCCACUUAAUUUCUAGGACUCCCACAGCGCAGUCUUCUGGGUCUGUCGCUGCGCAGGGUGUUCAAAGUCCCCUGCCAUGCUGGGCCUUCAAUACCAGUAGGAGCUGCAACAGGUCUCCUUGCAGAUUCAAGCACGAGUGCGGAUUCUGUGGUGGAAAGCAUGCCAGCAUUCACUGCCAGUGCGUUAGGGGCCCCCGGGGGGGAGCACGCGAGCCACCUGCAGGCGGCAGGAAGAGUGGUGGCCCCAUGCAAGGUGCCACUCCUGGAAAAGGGCCCCAGCCCAAUUAGGAUCAGGGUCUUAGAGCAUUUUCUGCGGGAAUACCCACUGAAGGCGCAGGCACGCUAUUUGAGGGAAGGCUUUCAGUAUGGUUUCCGCAUUCCUUACAUGGGUCCGAGAAUACACAGUAUGGCCCCAAACCUUAGGUCCGUGGUUGGGAUGGAGGAGGUGGUUCUUCGCAAGAUUAAUAAAGAAAUAGCCUUGGGACGAGUUCUCGGCCCGUUCCGUGAGCUGCCCUUGCCGGAUUUGCGCAUUUCCCCUUUGGGGGUGGUGCCCAAAAAGGCACCGGGCGAAUAUCGCCUUAUUCACCACCUCUCCUUCCCCCAUGGUUCAUCUGUUAAUGACAGGAUCCCGGAUGGGCUUUGUUCCAUGAAGUACACUUCAUUUGAUCAAGCGGUCAAGGUAGUUCGAUCUUGUGGACAGGGCGCCCUUCUGGCGAAAUGCGAUAUUGAAUCUGCAUUUCGCCUCCUUCCGGUUCACCCGGCAGAUUUCAGCCUCCUAGGGUUUGCGUUUCAGGGUUGCUUUUACAUUGAUCGAGCCCUGCCCAUGGGCUGCUCGAUUUCUUGUGCGGCCUUUGAGGCAUUCAGCUCCAUGCUUGAAUGGGCUCUUCGGCGGGUGGCUGGCCUCGGGUCCACGGCCCAUUCCCUUGAUGAUUUUCUCCUGGUUGGCCGGCCUGGAACCGAGCAAUGUAGUCAUCUUCUGGCUGUUUUUCAGAAGCUGUGUGCUGACCUGGGCGUACCACUGGCUCAGGAGAAGACGGAAGGUCCGUCACCCAUCCUUACCUUUUUGGGUAUUGAACUGGACACCAUUGCUGGCUGUUCCAGGCUCCCGUGGGCGAAAAUUGACAUUUUGAGGACCUUGCUGGUGUCCUGCAUACAGGCGCGCAAGGUUACCCUUAGGCAACUCCAACAGCUUAUUGGGCAUUUAAAUUUCGCAUGCAGGGUGGUGGUGCCCGGUCGUCCUUUUCUACGAUGGCUUUGUGACGCCAUUAAGGGCGUUAGGUGUAGCCACCAUAGGGUCAGGGUCACGGCUCCUAUGCAAGCUGACAUGCAGCUGUGGGCCACCUUCUUGGAGUCUUACAAUGGGGCGUCCUUCUGGCAGGAUACCCUCCUUUUGGAAGCUGAGCUUCAGGUCCAGUCAGAUGCAGCAGGUGGCUUGGGCUUUGGUGUCUAUUUUCGUGGCCGCUGGUGUGCUGAGAGAUGGCCCGCGGCCUGGGUAGCUAGUGUGGUCACCAAGGACCUUACCUUUUUGGAAUUCUUUCCUAUUGUGGUGGCCAUUCAUCUCUGGGCGGAUCUUUUUCGGGACAAGACAGUGCACUUCUGGUGCGACAACCAAGCCACUGUGCAGGUGAUCGAUAGGCAGACGUCCCGGUCCCCUAGGGUGAUGAUUCUAGUCAGGGCUUUUGUGCUGGCUUGCCUGCACAAUAAUAUACAGUUUCUAGCAUGCCAUGUGCCUGGCGUCCAGAAUAGCUUGGCGGAUGCGCUGUCUCGUUUCCAGGUGCAGCGCUUUCGCCAGCUGGCGCCAGAGGCGGAACAUCAGCCUGAGGCCAGAUGCCUUCAUGGCUAUGGAGCCUUGGCGCAUAGAAGUGCAGAGGGCCGUUUGGGCCUCUUUGGCCCCCAGCACGUGGGCAGCAUACACUAGGCAGUGCAGGGUCUUCCAGGAGUUUAGGACUCAGGUAGGCUUGGGCCAGGAUUGCCCCCCCCCCCCCCGCGGAGGACCUGAUGCAAUUCUUGGUCCACCUUAAGGAUAAGGGGUUGUCUCCGAAUGCUAUAGCAGGUUAUCUUGCAGCCUUGGCUUUUUCUUCAAAGUCCCAGGGCCUGGCUGACACCACAGGGGAUUUCAGGGUUCGGAGGAUGCUUGAGGGUUGGUCCCGGGAACGCCCGGCUAUGGCAGACAGCCAGAGGCCCCUUUUGCCCUCUGCUGUCCAGGGGGCGGUGGAGCAGUUUGCAGCGGUCUGCCGCUCUCCCUAUGAGGCUGCGCUAUUCCAUGCGGCCACACUAGUAUUGUUUUUUGGGGCCUUCCGAGCUGGCGAGUUGCUGCCUAGGGGAUGGAAUAGCCCUGCCUGCAAGGUUGUGCAAUUUGGUGACGUGCGCUAGUGCCCUGGCGACGGCCGCUGAUUGUUUUUCUCUUUACAGGCCCUGCGCGACGGGCGGCGAGGGCUCGAGUACUCGUCAUGGGCCAUUCCAUAGUUUUCUGGGCGCAUAGGGCAGCACGCAUGGCGCAGCCUGGAACGCAGCUAGGGCUCGGGCGGUGGGCGUCGAUCUCCUGGAUCGGUCAUUGUGGGAUGGUCAUCGCACAAUUUUUACCCAUGCUGCAAGAAUAUUUGGCGGCGAAUUCACCGCCUGACGUUUUGGUCCUACACUUAGGGGAAAACGACUUGCCGUCUCAGUCAGGGUUAUCCAUCAUCCAUAGUUUGCAAGCAGACAUUUUACAGGCCCUGGAGUGGUGCCCGGGAAUUGUCAUCUUAUGGUCUGCGAUGCUCCAGCGUAGGGUAUGGAGGGGCGCUAGGGACCCCUACAAAGUGGACAGGGCACGCAGGAAGGCUAAUGCCCAGAUGGCGCGUUUUGUGGCUGCCAUCGAGGGGGGGAACCAUAGACCAUCCAGACAUUCUCUUUUCGGUUCCCAGUUUGUUUAGAGGGGAUGGGGUUCACCUGUCACCUAGUGGGACUAGUUUGUUUUUGAGGGAUUUGGAGCAGGGAUUGGCCUUAUAUCUGCGUACCUGGUGGGGUGGCGAGGGUUAAGCUAGGCUAACCCACGCAGCGGCAGGUGCAGUGCGGUUGGAAAAAUAUUAUUAGGCUGGUGAACACCUUCGGGUAAGCGUUUGGCUAUGGGUAGGGAGGGGCAACUCCCUAGAGACUGCACGGCUCAGGGAUAUCUCCCCUUGGUCGACCUACUCUGGCAGGCUAACCCCCAAGGAAUCGCUGAACAGCUACCUUGGGGUGAGGCUAGCCAGGGGCCCGGCAUUAGGCCGGCUAGGAUAGGCAGCCCUAGAUGGAGAGCAUUUGGGGUUGCCUGGAGACAAGGUGUAUCGCCCUAUGCUAUAGGUUAGGCAUGCCCUGGUGGCGCAUGCCUAUAGUACCGCACUGCUGGUUGAGGCCAUCCCUGCUCUUUAAGUUCUGUUGAUUUUAAAUAAAUUGUGGCCCAAUUUUGCACCAA
Hemicordylus capensis (graceful crag lizard) is the source of this 4495-nucleotide messenger RNA. RefSeq lists its product as uncharacterized. The record is from RefSeq and is a predicted model, not a curated record. NCBI's taxonomy places the organism in Eukaryota, Metazoa, Chordata, Lepidosauria, Squamata, Cordylidae. Bases 1223 to 2980 code for a protein of 585 amino acids. The transcript has 3 exons.